AUGUUGACCCGCCUGAACAUGUCGGACAUCGUCCCCCUAAAUUCGACGGUGGUAGCAGCCCCAGUAGCCCCAAAGCAGCCCGCGACGACACCAACGGUGCCGCGGAUCAUGGAUUACCGGGAAAAGCCGUUCAUUUUCGUGUGCUCGCACCAGGAGCUGUACCUUGACAAGCAGCGGCGCCCGCUGUCCGAGGACGUGAUCUUGAAGAAGAUCAACGCGGCCUUCGAGGCCUCGGGUUUCCCCUGGAUCAAGGCGAUCCAGUUCGAGAAGGUGCAGCGCGUCCAGCCGCCGAAGGAGAAGACCUUCGAUCCGCCCCGCCGGCUGCGUCUGGACGUGAAGACCUGGCGCGACCGGGCCAGCCUGUACACGAAGGACGCGUGCCAGCGCGACUGGCUGCGUCUGCUCGAGCAGCAGCAGCCGUAUGGGGCGAAUAUUGAGGCCACGGAGCUUCGGCCGCGGCCUCUUCGGGCAAAAAGGUCGGGGAAGAGGGGUGGGAAGAAGGGUGAGCUGAAGGCUCAGCAAAAGCCUGAGCAGCAGCCUGAGCAGCAGCCUGCGCAGAAGACUGAGCAGAAGUAG
Messenger RNA from Aspergillus uvarum CBS 121591, 576 nucleotides. RefSeq lists its product as uncharacterized. The record is from RefSeq and is a predicted model, not a curated record. Lineage: Eukaryota; Fungi; Ascomycota; Eurotiomycetes; Eurotiales; Aspergillaceae. The transcript has a single exon. Bases 1 to 576 code for a protein of 191 amino acids.